UUCAAAUUAUAACAAAUAUGGCGGCGUCCUUGUAUUUUCAUUAAUCAUUUGUGUUUGGUCUAAUAAAUAAAGAUUUAUAAUUUUUUUUUAUAAAUGAAAUUAUAAUCAAUCUUAUUAUUUUUAAAUACUAAAGACUGUCAAAUAAUAAUUGGAAAAUGAGGUAACAUUUAAAAAGAACCAUGUUUAAACAGCAAUUGUCGCCUCGUAGCGUACAUCCUUAUCAGACGACAGUAGUACCGCGGAGCGAACAACAAUUUACAUCAGCAGCGCAGCAAAGGGUAAAAUACCCGUGGGCGGAAGAUAUCAAUACUCCAGUAUACCAAGUUGCUGGAACGGAUAGUUCGACAUCAGAUAAUGCCUAUCAUGUCCCUCAGUAUUAUAAUGGAACAUUAAGAAAUUAUGGCCCACCAUCCCCUGUGUACCAAUCGCCAUAUGGUGCUGGCACCUGGCGAAAUUAUAAGAAAGGAGAAACUGUGCCUACUCAUGCUUCAGACACAUACACAUUCCCUCAAUGUGCAUCUGCAUUCUCCCUCCCACUGUAUGAUGUUGAGACUCAUACAGCUGUUAGUCGGUCCCCAGUACCGCCAGUGCCAUCUGUGAGCCCAGAAGUACCUAUUAUAGGGGCGUGUGGGGGACAUUGUCCAGGAUUUGAAUAUGUAUGCUAUUAUAUAUUACAGGUAAUUUUUGUCGUAGGUAUAUUAACAGGGAUUUCAUUAUGCAUUGCUGGUAUUGUAUUAAGGCGUACAAAUCGAAAUGGAGACCUUGGAGUAUUAGUUUAUAUUGGAUGCCUCUCGUCAUGUGUAUGUGCCGUACUGCUUGGUGUACAGUGCUGUGUCCGUAGAGAAAUAAGGCAACGUAAAGUUCGAGCCAAUAUGCAUAUACCUAUGCAAUCUAUUCAGGAGCCGCCAGCCACAGCUUGCCCUUUAUUAGCAUCCACAUUACCUCAUAGUCAAGUAUACAGACCAACAGUGAAUAUUUGCCCUGAAGAGGAUGUAACCGGAGUUCCUUGGUGGCGCCGCACCAACAGAGACUGAUUAGUUUUAAGUUUAUUUACAUUUAUUUAUAAAGAAAUAUGUAAUUGGUUUCGUAAAAAUACGGACAAUACCACGAUCUUGUUAUUUUAUAAUAAACAAUGCUUUAUACUGUAA
This is a messenger RNA of Galleria mellonella (greater wax moth), 1148 nucleotides long. RefSeq lists its product as uncharacterized. Bases 180 to 1034 code for a protein of 284 amino acids. The transcript has 7 exons. NCBI's taxonomy places the organism in Eukaryota, Metazoa, Arthropoda, Insecta, Lepidoptera, Pyralidae. The record is from RefSeq and is a predicted model, not a curated record.